AUGUCAGCGAAAAAUUCAGUGGGGGAGCCUGAUCCCUCCUUGGGGAAGGAUUUUAAGAAGGUGUCAAAGGAAGAUCGCUGGGUAGAGAUUCAGAGGAAGACCUUCACAAACUGGAUUAAUGAACAACUCAGUGUGAGUGGUAAAGCCAUCACUGACAUCGAGAAGGACUUCUGUGAUGGGGUGAAUCUAGUUGCAUUGGUUGAGGCUCUGCAGUUUAAAAAGAUCGGGAAAGUCAUCACCAACCCCACGGGGCGGAUCCAAAUGAUUCAGAAUGUGUCGCUGGCGUGUAAAGCUAUUAUGGAAGAUAACAUCCGCCUUGUGAAUAUUGGCAAUGACGACAUAGUUAACGGUAACGGAAAGCUGAUUCUCGGACUGAUAUGGCAUCUCAUUGUCCGUUACCAAAUUUCAUCCCGGAAGACGAAGGUUCCGCCCAAAAAACUGAUGAUAAAUUGGUUCCGGCUCAUACUUCCGGAACUUGAGAUUUCAAACUUUACUUCCGAUUGGAGAACCGGAUUACCCCUACAUGCACUUCUGGACUAUCUCCGCCCAGGUACAUCUCCAAAAUGGCGAGAACUGCAUAGUAAAGACGCAGUUGAAAACUGUCGAACGGCGAUGGUUUUAGCCAAAGAGCACCUCAGCAUACCUCGGGUAAUCAGUCCAGAGGAUUUUGUCAGCGAGGCUCUGGACGAGUUAUCUGCCAUGACGUACCUCUCUUAUUUUGUGAGGUCUGAAUCACCCGGGUAUUAUGACACCUUAAACUGGGUUUGCAAGCAGUUGAGGACAACCCAAAUCACUAAUCUCACGACUGAUUGGAAUGAUGGGUAUAAUCUAUGUGCAAUAGUGGCAUCACAGGGAGGCGCAAUCCCCAACUGGCCAGAUAUUAACAAAGAGGACAAAGAAAACAAUCUACAAAUAGCAAUUGACGCCGGAAAGAGAAUGGGUGUUGAUCCUAUUCUUAGUGCUACAGAGAUGGCGGAUCCAAAAGUUGACCAUCUUAGUAUCAUGACAUACUUGAACAGAUUACGAUAUGCGACACCAGUGAAAUCCGAUAAUGAGAAGUUGACGAUUCAAGGAGACUUUGACAACCUCCUAACAGGGGUGCAGACCCAUUUUAAGCUUAUUAUGGCAGAUAAAGAUGUUAAGAAGGAACUGACCAAAGUUGAAAUCAAAGGUCCGAAAGGAAAUAAAAACUGCGAUGUUGCCUGGAAGGACAAGUUUGCUGACUGUCGUUUCACACCUGCGGAUUCCGGUUCAUACGUGUUGACAGUCUCUUACAACGGUACACCAUUAGUCGUUUGCCCUUUGCCAUUUAGUGUCAAAGCUGAUCUGUCUAAGGUCAAAAUUAGGACUCAAUCAUCUUCAUGUAUGGUUGGUUCAACGAACGAAAUUGAAGUCAUUUCAGAAUCCGACGGCAAUGAAGUGUCUAUUGAAUGCUGUUCACCCAAUGACGAAGUGAAGCCAUUGACCACACUGUAUGAAAACGGCGUAUUCACUGCUAACUUCAGACCAAAGUCAGUUGGUUUAUGGAUCCUCCACGUUUUCUGUCAAGGAGAGGAGAUUUCCAGUAGUCCUAUAUCCUUUGAUGUCUAUGAUCCUCAAAAGGCAUGGUUAUCCGGACCUCAAAAGGGGAUUGUGGGAGAGGAAGUUAUUUUUACAGUGAACUUCAGUGAAGCAGGAAUUGGUGAAGUCGAGGCCGCUGUGCGGAAUGUCGGGAAAGAAAUCGAGUGUGAAGUGAAGGAUACAGAAUACAGUGGCAUUAAGACAAUAGAAUUCGUCCCUCAGAAUUCUGGAAUGUUCUUUGUGUAUAGCAAAUUCAACAACGCGGAAAUGACAGGAUCUCCAAAAAGCGUGGACAUUUUGGACCCAGGUCAGAUUCUGGUGACGGGCGAGGGUUUGACUCGGGGGAUGAAGGAGAAGGAGUGUAUGUUUCAAGUGAAUACAGGGGAUCUGGGAGGAAACAUAAACGUGGUCGUAGAAAAUGAAGGGAAAGAAGUGAAUACAACAUGGCGAGAGGCUGGAUCCUCCACCUAUAUCUUCUCCUACGUACCAAGCAGGGCUGGUACCUAUAAAAUAACAGUCACGUGGGAUGACAGAGCAGUCCCAGGCAGCCCAUUCUUUGCCAAAAUUACGGACAGGUCCCGUGUAACUCUGAUCACAGACCUGACGGAUAGGAUGGAUGAAAAUGGACAUUUGGCGUUGGUCUGUGGGGAGGAAACACGUCUCCUGUAUGACACGAGCGCAGCAGGGCCAGGUAGAAUGUCAGCAGCCGUGUUAUCCCCACGAGGAAAACUGAAAGUAGAUUUACGUAAACCGAAAAAAGAGGAAACUGAAAUCGCCUUUACUGCAGUGGAAGAAGGUGACCAUUACAUUCACAUAUACUGGUCAGAGGUACCCCUGGAUUCGUCACCUAUUCUUUCCUAUUGUCCGGGUCCAACACUUCCGAUUGACUAUUCCAAAGUUAUCAUUGAAGGGAAAGGCAAAGACGUGGCUCGUGCAUUAGUUCCGGCAGAAUUCCUCAUCAAUGGCAGAUAUGCUGGCCCUGGCAUUCCUCGAGUUUUAUUGAAAGGCGUGAAAAGAGAUGUUGAUGUAGAUAUUAAAACCAUGAAGUACGACAGAUACAAAUGUACAUACAGUGCUCCAAAUCCAGGUGCUUAUGUAUUAUUUGUUUACUGGUCCGACCAACUUGUUCCCGAUUGUCCAUUCAAAAUCACCAUUUCAAGUAAAGGGGCGUGUGGCAAAGUCAAGGUCACGGGUCAAGGACUUAAGGGUGGCUAUGUAGGACAAGAAUUACGCUUGGAUGUAGAUACCACAGAAGCUGGUUAUGGUGAAAUCAAGGUCAACUGUUACGGUGAAUUACGGGAAGCGAGAUGUGACGUGUUUGACCAGCAUAACGGUAUUUAUAAGGUGCAUUUCUAUCCCAGGGAGGCGUGUCGAUACCGAUUGGAAAUCACAUACGAUCAGGAACACGUAACAGGAAGCCCGUUUAAUGUCCCCGUGGGAGAGCCCCCAGACCCUCGUAAGGUGAGGGUGUAUGGACCAGGGGUUGAAGAUGGUCUUGUCCAGACAUUUGAGAGUAAAUUUCUGGUGGAAACCGUGGGAGCCGGUGCCGGUCAGCUAGCGGUUAGGAUCAGAGGACCACGAGGUGCAUUCAAAGUAAACAUCCAAAGAGAAGAAGAGAAUGAUAGAACUGUCUUGUGUUCAUAUGACCCGGAAGAACCUGGUACUUACGUCAUAGGUGUCAAAUGGUCCGGGCGUCACGUGAGGGGUAGUCCUUUUCGUGUGCAGUUAUUUGAAUCCCAGACGGAGUUGGACAAUUACCUCGGUGACAAAAGAGGUUUCUUUGUGGAGAAAACCAAGGCAAAUAUGCAAUGGCGUGCGGAAAUAUAGUUAUAUUUGUUACUUGAUCAUUCUCAUUAAAAAUAAAUUCAGCCGAUGUUAAUGUAUAGGUGAUAUACAUUUACGAAUAAAUUUUUAUGCAUAAUA
Ostrea edulis (European flat oyster) is the source of this 3483-nucleotide messenger RNA. RefSeq names its product filamin-A-like. Gene Ontology annotation, molecular function: actin filament binding. Gene Ontology annotation, biological process: actin cytoskeleton organization. Lineage: Eukaryota; Metazoa; Mollusca; Bivalvia; Ostreida; Ostreidae. The record is from RefSeq and is a predicted model, not a curated record. The coding region runs from base 1 to 3387 and encodes 1128 amino acids. The transcript has 21 exons.